GAAGAGAGGGAAUUGGCCAGGGAUCUCUAUAGUCUCUUCCCGAGGAACAGCAACGAGACACGAGACUCGAGCGGGAUGUGAUAAAUACUACACCUUUCAUAUCCAGCCAUACUUUAUUAAUAUCACAGGAAUAUACUUUUAAAGCGCUUGAACUGGAGUUUAAAGCGUUUUCACGAUGCCGUUUUUGGAUUCUCGCACGACAUUCAUCCCCAACAGGGAUUUUUACCUGACUUGAGAAGACGUUGGGUACAUGACAUCAUUCUAGCUGGAUACUCUUCCCAAGGUUACUCUUCUGGAUAUAGCUUCCCAAGUCCACCAGCAUCCCCCUGUGGCCCAGUGGUGGAUAACACAUUGGAUUUAAACUUUACCAAGCCGGUUUGAACCAUGGAUGACCUCAUAGCCAGACACUACAACUUCACAGGGAAAUUUCGUAAGGUCGUCGACGACCGUGGACUCAAAGCCGACUCUGUAGUUUUCAUCAUCGUGUGCUGCUUCAUCAUUCUGGAAAACGUUCUGGUUCUCCUCACCAUAUGGAGGACCAAGAAGUUUCACAAGCCCAUGUACUACUUCAUUGGGAACUUGGCUUUGUCGGAUUUGUUGGCCGGAGUGGUUUACACUGCAAACAUCUUGUUGUCCGGAGCCAACACUUAUAAACUGACCCCGACUCAGUGGUUUUUCAGAGAAGGGAGUAUGUUUGUGGCUCUCGCCGCUUCUGUGUUCAGUCUAUUUGCCAUCGCUAUCGAGCGACACCUGACCAUGCUGAAGAUGAAACUUCACAAUAAUGGCAAAACGUGCCGGGUGUUUAUGCUCAUCAGCACCGUGUGGUUCAUCGCUGCCAUUUUGGGCGGCUUGCCCGUCAUGGGUUGGAAUUGCAUUGAGAGCAUGAACAACUGCUCGACAGUUUUGCCUCUCUACCACAAGGCUUACAUCCUCUUCUGCACCACCGUAUUCAGCGUCAUCCUCAUGGCCAUCGUCAUCUUGUACGCCCGCAUCUACGCCCUGGUUCGCACCCGGAGCCGUAAGCUGGUCUUCCGCAAGGUCCCCAAUGGCCGCGGCUGCAACAAGAGCUCGGAGAAGUCCAUGGCACUUUUGAAGACCGUCAUCAUCGUGCUGAGCUGUUUUAUUGCGUGUUGGGCACCACUCUUCAUCUUGUUGCUCCUCGACGUGGCCUGCCAGAUCCGUGCCUGCCCGAUCCUCUACAAGGCCGAGUGGUUCCUGGCCUUAGCCGUGCUUAACUCCGCAAUGAACCCUCUCAUCUACACCCUGACCAGCAAUGAGAUGCGCAGGGCCUUCAUCAAAAUGCUCCACUGUGGGAUCUGCAGCCAGCCCGCCGGCAAGUUUUCAAGGCCCAUCAUGGGUGCCGAGUUUAGCCGGAGCAAGUCCGACAACUCCUCCCACCCGAAUAAGGACGAACCGGAAUAUUCGCCCAGGGAAACCAUAGUGUCCACCGGGAAUAUCACUUCUUCUUCAUAAAAAGUGCACUAUUGACUUCAUGCAUAGCAAAAGUGUGUGUUAGUUGUUUCUGGUUUCCAUAGGCCAGAAAUGGGAGAAAUCAGGAUUCGUUGCAGCUCGCAGUGUGGAAAGACUUUAAGACUUUGCUUCCUGUUAUUCCUGAUGGACCAUCAGCAUGGAAAUGUUUGUGCCCUUCAGUAUCCGAACAAGCUAGGAAAGCACUUAACCAAUAAUUAUUCAGUGUUGUUUGUCCACUUUCAUCCCUGUCAAACAGAAACAACGAGAACCCUUUAAAGUAGCACUUUUUUGUGAAAGUGCUCCUUGAGAAACCAACAUAGACAUUACUGACUUUCUUACAAAUGGACUACAAAUGUGGAAAAAUACUAGUUUGUCAUGGUCGUCUUGUACUACAUUAUCGAAAUUAAAUAAAAGAAAUGCA
Messenger RNA from Misgurnus anguillicaudatus (oriental weatherfish), 1891 nucleotides. RefSeq names its product sphingosine-1-phosphate receptor 1 (gene s1pr1). NCBI's taxonomy places the organism in Eukaryota, Metazoa, Chordata, Actinopteri, Cypriniformes, Cobitidae. Gene Ontology annotation, molecular function: sphingosine-1-phosphate receptor activity. Gene Ontology annotation, biological process: G protein-coupled receptor signaling pathway. The record is from RefSeq and is a predicted model, not a curated record. Gene Ontology annotation, cellular component: membrane.